Molecule: messenger RNA, 2126 nt
Organism: Spodoptera exigua (beet armyworm)
Lineage: Eukaryota; Metazoa; Arthropoda; Insecta; Lepidoptera; Noctuidae
Source: the annotation of a GenBank genome assembly
CUCUAUUGGGCUGCGCACACGCAUUGAGUGGUCCCUUGCGUACACGAUGGAGGCAAACGGUACAUCGUUUUUAGACAGAGUGCUCAAUUUAGUUAAAGAGGACCGGUCUGAAAGUGUGCCACUCAUACAAUUCAAACAUCCGAAGGACUUGGAGGCAAUUUUAGAUUUGGACGUGACAAAAGGCGUUAAUGACAAAGAUCUGGAGAAAUGUGUUCGCGAAGUGUUGAAGUACAGCGUGAAGACACAUAAGGGUACGUUCAAGAACCAGCUGUUCUGUGCCACAGAUCCUUAUGGGCUGGCCGGAGCGUGGCUUUCAGAGGCCUGUAAUACAAGUCAGUAUACUUUCGAAGUGGGUCCAGUCUUCACACUAAUAGAAUUGAAACUUCUGAACCAUAUCCUCAAACUCUUCGGUAUUCCCAAUGGAGAUGGUAUCUUCAGCCCUGGAGGUAGUAUCUCCAUGCUGUACGGGAUUGUCGCUGCACGGUACAAGGCAUUCCCAGAAAUCAAAACGAAAGGCAUGAGGAGUCUACCAGAGUUGGUUAUUUUUACUUCUCAAGAUAGCCACUACUCGAUUAAGAAGGCAGCUCAUUGGCUAGGUUUUGGUACAGACAGCAUCAGAAUCAUACCCACCAAUAACCAUGGUCAGAUGCUGGUCGACAAACUGGACGAAGCCAUCCAGAUUGAGAGGGACCUCGGUAGAUGUCCACUCUUCGUGAAUGGUACAGCCGGCACAACGGUAUUGGGUGCUAUUGACGAUUUGGAAGCGAUUGCUGAUGUCUGCAAGAAACAUGGAGUUUGGAUGCAUGUUGAUGGCUGUUGGGGUGGAAGUUUGAUGCUGUCACCUAAAUAUAGGAACAAACUGAAAGGCGUUGAACGAGCGAAUUCAAUAGCCUGGAACCCCCACAAAAUGAUGGGAGCUCCUCUGCAGUGUUCUGUGUUCAUGGUGCGAGAUAAGGGGUUACUCCACGAAGCAAACUGCGCAGCCGCACAGUAUUUGUUCGCACAGGACAAGUUUUACGAUGUGUCCUACGAUACUGGGGAUAAGAGCGUGCAAUGUGGGAGGAAGAUAGACUCGUUUAAGUUAUGGAUGAUGUGGAAAGCGCGAGGUGACCUUGGGCUCAGUGAACUAGCUGAUAGGACAAUGACAACAGCACAGUUCUGCAUAGAGGCCGUAGCAAAUCGGCCCGGGUUCAAACUGGUGUCGGAUGUACUACAAUGUCCCAAUGUGUGCUUCUGGUACAUUCCUACCUUCAUGAGGGGCAAACCUGAAGAUGGGCAGUGGUGGGAGAUUAUGCAUAAGAUAACUCCAAAGAUUAAGGAGCUCCUAAUCCUGAACUCUCAGCUGAUGGUAGCCUAUUCUCCACUGCAGCAUCACAAGAACUUCUUCCGUCUCGCCUUCACCUUCCACCCGGAGAUAGACAGUCACCAAGUUGUUCAGAUGCUGAAUUCUAUUGAGCAGUGCGGUGAGACAGUUACCAUGGAGAUGUUGACCUAGAAUGGUCCUGAUGUUAUACUGGAAAUUAAUUACGCAAACCUAUCUCUACAAAUAAUAUUACAAAGCUAGAGUUUCUUUGUCUAAACGCCUAUAUAUUCAACAGUAGGUACGGUUUAAAAUUGAAAAUUAAAAUUGAUACAUUAUGUAUUUUUUUUAAUAGCUAUCGUGUGACUUUUUUUAAAAAUAACGACUCGCGUAAAUUUAUUGAGGAAAGCUCUACUGUUAAAAGUCAUGCCAGGACUUCUUGAGCAGCGUGCUCAUCUUGGCGACGUCGCGGACCUGACAAUAUUUUUUCUUUUUGUAUUGGUUAGUCCAUUUGAUAAGGAAUUUUUAGACCGAAAUCUAGUAAUAAAAUAGUACAAGAGUCUGACACUCCCUCUCGCUUUACCCUAGGCGAGAAUUGUUUAUUUACCCUAAAAAAACGCAGCCCAUCUAACUGUAAUUUAUAAUGUUAUUCAUGAAAGGGAUAGCUCAUCAAAAAGUAAAUCACUAUAUUAUUAGUACUGUAAUUUGACCUACCUAACAAUGUGAUUACUGGUUAUUUUGUUACCAAUACUUUUAAUCAUCUUUUAGAACAACUAGUGGAUUUUUUUAUUAUGUCAUAACAAUACCCAGGGUUCAUAAAAUCUAG